GUGACCAUGCCCCCGCUGGAGCUCGAGCUAAAACAAAUGCGCCAUGGCAACUGGCCACCCUUGACACCAGUGUCAAGGCGCAUCGUGCCUUUCGAUCGGCAGGUAGAAUUGCCAAACAGAGCUGGUAUCAAGGUCACCGAAGAGCACCUUGAGCGUGCCUUAUCGUUGAUGCCUACCCACAAGGCAGUUACUCCUGAGCUUUGGCACAAAGCAUGGUUAGCCUUGUCUCUAAUCGAAUGGUCACAAAAGUCCUGCAGGCACACUGCCAACACGUCAUACACCUUUGCUCUCCGGACCGAUGGACAGUUCGAGAAGCCCGAGCAGGGCUACCGCGGCCCAAACAACAUGCCGGCCCUCGAUGAUGCGGGUGUCCCCAGUGAGUUAAAGGACCACCUCCUUGAGUGGUACCGGAAUAUCCACUAUGACUUCACUAUUCAGGAGAAGACCUUCUUCGGUGGGGUGUGUCCAUCGCUCGUACCUCCAGUGACCAAACGGGAGAGAGAAGAGGACUCGCCAGAGAUGAAGAAGGCCCGGCUGGAGGAAGCCGUUCGCCCGUGGGUAAAGCAGAAUCCACCCAAGGGCAAAGGGAAGGGCAAGGGCAAGGGCAAAGGGAAGGGAAAAGGAGGGCCGACCUCAUGGCGUACUUCCAGCGGGUGGACUCAGGCCGAGGAUCACCAGGAUCGUCGGUGGGGAGGAUCCUGGGGACAGGACAUGGAUCUCCAAGAUCUCCAAGUCACGGUGCAGCGCCUGAGUCAGCUGACGCUGCGCCACGAAUAUGCAUUGGGGAACCUUCGCCAGGACACAAGCAUGUGCUUGUUUGUCAAGCCGGGGGCCGAAGGCUUGAUUCCAAUCCUGUUCUCUGCGUCGGAAAAAUGGAAUCGGACUCAAGAGGAGAAUCCACAGCUCAUCGACUCGUCACUCAGGAUUGUGUUGAUGAAGGCCUUCCUCAUCGAGCUCUGCAAUCGACUGGCCAAUACUGCCAAAAACGAGGAAACGAUGCAGGCAGCCAAAGCCAUGGGUUGGUUGACAGAUCAUGGGGAGUGGAAGACUCUCAAGUGGGAUCCAGUCCUGGAGAAACUGCAGGAGGUGCCGGAUGCACCCACCAAGCCGACGGAGCGACUGAUUCUGGAGGCCAACGAACUUCGGAAGACCAUCAAUGCAGAGAAUCUCUACAGAUUCCAGUCGAUCUACGGGCUUCGCAAAGAUCAUCAGACCUCCUGGGUGAAAUUGGCGAUCGAAGUGUCGCUUCGAAACCAAGGAGAGCAGGUCUGGGACAUUCUGCAGGGGUGGAUCGGCUCGGCGGCUUUGCAUACCAUGGGAUGUCGACUCCGAAAGGAGAGGGGGGGCCUGUCCUACCAGGCACAGAUGCUACGAUGGUGUACAAGCUGUUAUGCAGUGCCUCCUUUGGCCGUUUUGGUGCGAUACCCAGCGACA
Molecule: messenger RNA, 1434 nt
Organism: Symbiodinium necroappetens
Lineage: Eukaryota; Dinophyceae; Suessiales; Symbiodiniaceae
Source: the annotation of a GenBank genome assembly